UCUUCAAACUUCAAAACUGAUUUGAUCUCUCCUCUUGUCAAUUUCAAAAUUGAGAGAAAUUGGGAAAAGCAGAAACAACUUUUAACUUUUUUGCAUAUGACAUCUCCAAGCACAAGCAACAAUCAUCGAUGCUUAAACCUAAUACCAAAAUGCAAAACCCUAGAAAAUCUCAAACAAAUCCAUGCCCAUUUCCUCACAAUCGGCCUCUCUCACCACACGUUUCCUCUCAGCAAGCUCCUUCUCUUAUCCUCCACCGUCUGCUUAUCCUACGCACUCUCUAUCUUCCGCCGAAUCUCUAACCCUUCCGUCUUCCUCUACAACACUCUCAUCUCCUCCAUCGUCUCCAACCACAAAUCGACUCAAACCCAUCUCGCGUUUUCUCUAUACGCUCAGAUUUCGAAACCCAACGAAUUCACUUAUCCUUCUCUCUUCAAAGCCUCCGGCUUUGACCCUCGGUGGCAUCGCCAUGGACGAGCUCUUCAUGCCCAUGUGUUGAAACUCAUCGAACCGGUUAAUCACGAUCGGUUUGUGCAAGCUGCUCUUGUUGGGUUCUACGCCAAUUGCGGGAAAUUGAGAGCAGCUAGAUCUCUAGACGCAAAAACCAGUUUUGAUUUAAUCAUACGGCCUUCAAUGGCUUCUUCAGCCGCCGCCACCGUCUUCUCCGAUUCUCCUAUUCGAUCUUCACCUCUCCACAACCAUCGUGUUUCCCGUUAUUCCCCUGGAUCCGCCUCCGUCUCUCUCCUUCGCUGGAAAGCUUCUUCCCGCCUCGGUCUCGCCGUGAAAUCGGCUUUAAUCGAGCCCGACGGAGGAAAGCUCAUGAACCUUGUCGUCGAGGAAUCGCGGCGGCGCGCGAUGAAACGCGAGGCGGAGACGGUUCCCGUAAGGAUCAGGCUGGAUCGUGUGGAUCUGGAGUGGGUACACGUGCUCAGCGAAGGCUGGGCAAGCCCGCUCCGUGGUUUCAUGAGACAGUCCGAGUUCCUCCAAACACUUCAUUUCAACUCGAUCCGGCUCGAAGACGGCUCCGUCGUCAACAUGUCGGUCCCGAUCGUGCUCGCCAUCGACGACGAGCAGAAGAUUCGCAUCGGCGAUUCUGACCGAGUCACGCUCGUUGACUCGCUCGGUAACCCGAUCGCCAUUCUCAGCGACAUCGAGAUUUACAAGCACCCAAAAGAAGAACGUAUAGCUAGAACCUGGGGAACAACAGCUCCAGGUCUUCCUUACGCAGAAGAAGCAAUCACCAAAUCAGGAAACUGGUUGAUCGGAGGUGAUUUACAGGUCCUUGAGCCGAUUAAGUACAACGACGGUCUCGACCGGUUCCGUUUAUCUCCGUCUCAGCUCCGUGACGAGUUCACACGGCGCGACGCCGACGCGGUUUUCGCCUUCCAGCUUCGGAACCCGGUGCACAACGGCCACGCGCUUCUCAUGACCGAUACUCGCAGAAGACUUCUUGAGAUGGGUUACAAGAACCCAGUCUUGUUGCUGAAUCCACUUGGCGGAUUCACUAAAGCCGAUGAUGUACCUCUAAGCUGGCGUAUGAGGCAGCACGAAAAGGUGCUUGAGGAUGGUGUUUUGGACCCAGAGACCACUGUGGUCUCCAUCUUCCCAUCUCCAAUGCACUAUGCUGGUCCCACGGAGGUUCAGUGGCACGCCAAAGCUAGGAUCAACGCGGGAGCCAAUUUCUACAUCGUUGGCCGCGAUCCAGCCGGUAUGGGCCAUCCGAUAGAGAAGAGGGAUCUGUAUGACGCUGAUCACGGGAAGAAAGUACUUAGCAUGGCACCGGGACUCGAACGGCUCAACAUUCUUCCCUUUAAGGUGGCUGCAUAUGAUAAAACUCAGGGGAAAAUGGCAUUCUUUGAUCCUUCUAGGUCUCAGGACUUCCUCUUCAUAUCAGGAACCAAGAUGCGUGCCUUGGCGAAGAAGAAAGAGAACCCACCAGAUGGUUUUAUGUGUCCUUCUGGAUGGGAAGUGUUGGUUGAUUACUACGACAGUAUCAACGCCGAGUCUGGUAAUGGAAGGGUUUCAGAAGCUGUCGUUUCUGCAUAA
Thlaspi arvense is the source of this 2043-nucleotide messenger RNA. Lineage: Eukaryota; Viridiplantae; Streptophyta; Magnoliopsida; Brassicales; Brassicaceae. The record is from the annotation of a GenBank genome assembly.